This is a messenger RNA of Aureobasidium vineae, 3835 nucleotides long. The record is from the annotation of a GenBank genome assembly. NCBI's taxonomy places the organism in Eukaryota, Fungi, Ascomycota, Dothideomycetes, Dothideales, Saccotheciaceae.
CGACAUGAGUCUCCGAGGCAGUUCGAAAUGGGGCAAGCUGCUACGCAAGCCUGACGGAUCCGACAAGAAUUUCAAGCUCAACGAAGAUGUCGUCGACUUCCUCAAACCAUCGACGGAAAAGGAGAGAAUCCCUGGCGAAGGCACGCGACAGCUGGCUGCUCCGCGAAUCGACACAUCCGCUGCACAGAGAUGGCCAGAGGCUUCGGAUGUCAGGAGAGCUGCUGCCAGUCCCCCUGAAACAUAUACAACCAAGCCAAAGAGGAAGAAGAAUGGCAAUGUCGCAUUCGUGAGGACACCACCAGAAAUCAUUGGAGAGGGCGGUGACGACUCGGACAUUCCAGUCGUCGAUGUGUCAAGAGCAAAGGCGAAGUUGGCAAGGUCACAAACGGAAAGGAGGCCUGCAGCUCCUAUGUUGGACACACAGGCAGCAGAACAACACCGUCAGGCUGCGAAUUACCCCAUGAGCGCUCCCGCCGUUCGCAAUGCCUAUCAACGCAAAAACUCGCUGGCCGACCCGACGCAUCCUGUGAACCACCCCUUUUUCGAGUCGCAAUCCCAACCCGUACCUCCUCCAGUUCCAGAGCAUGCCCCUGUACAACAAAGCCCUCGACCUGGGUUGCUGAAGCGCGCUCCCACGACCUUUGGCAACUUGGAAGAUCACGAAACCUCUCCCCUGAGUGAUGAAGAAGUGCCACCAAUCCCACCGCACAUUGAACUGCCCAUGAAUCCAAUAUAUCCCCUUGAAUCUCCCAUCUCACCACCCAUAAUCGACAACCGCGAAUUGGCCACCUUCUUACAAGACUCUCCACCACAACCUCGCUCCUUGCCACCACGGGAGGCCAAACGACAGAGCAUCAUCCGCGAAGAGGAAGGCCGAGUCUUGCGUCGCUUGUCCAGACUCGACUAUGAUGAAGUCGCUCCGGACGUCCUGGACCCGCGUAGACCACCCAGCCCGAACUCCCCUCCCCGACAGAGCCGGUCCCGUAGUCCACAGCUUCCCUCAAUUGUACCGACUGACUUCAACUUCGACACUCCCGACCACCUUCGGUCCGCUUCUCCUGAACAGCCAGCACCACCAAUAGUGCUACCUCACCGAGCACAUCCACUUCCCGAUGUUCCAGGACAACACGAUUAUCCCGACCUAGUCACGACAAGAAACGUGCAACCGUCUUUCUCUUCGUCUCACUACACUAAUGACUCAACACAUUCAGCAUCAAGCCAUCGACAGCGACUUCCCUCUGACUUCUUGGCCUCUUCUUCGCCUGCUUCUUCUGUCCGCUCAGCUUCUUUGCAGCCCAACAACGCUUCGCGACCACCACAUGCUUCAAACGUUCAUCCUCUGCCGCAACCUCCGAGCCGUGGCCCUAGCCCGAGCUACUUCUCGCAGCGGUCACUGGCACCUCAAACAUCGAAUGUCAAUGGCCUAACCCCUGGACUCAGUCCUGGAAUCACUCCUGGACUUACCCCUGGUAACCUUCCUAUACCUUCGUACGAUGCGAAUGGCAGAUCUGGAUCUGCCUUCUCUUACCGCAAUAUUUCUCCUCCAGAGCACGUUCAGGGUACUUCAGAGCAUGACGCUCUUUUCGACUUUGGCAUGCGGGUUGCACAUAUGAGAGGUGUGUUUCGUUUGACAGCUGAGCGCGAGAGAUCUAUCCAGAGUUGUACCAUUCGGGAGUGGAUUCGUGCUGCUAUUUGGUGGCUCCAUAAAGGUCGCGCAGGAUUGACCGUUCAGAUUCGAAACACUCCCAAGGGGUCAAACAGGCCAGAAACCCUGACACAAGCACACGUUGAUGUUGCCAAAACAUGGUGGAUUCUUACCGAUGUCUUGUCUGGUGCAGACUCGCCGCAUUCAAAAGUCGAUUCUCCACAAGAUACCCUACUGCGUGAUAUGGAUAUCGUACGUGCAAGUCUGCGUACCUUUACUUUGUCAAUGAGUCGGAACAAUGUCAUGCCCCCGCAUCAGUCUUUGAUCCAAGGUCAGGAUACGACAAUGUGGGUGGAGUAUCCACGUUUUGCUUCAGAUGUGGCAUCGCUUCUUCGUGGCAACACUUCUCAGGCGCUGAUUGCUCAAGAUCAGCUCGAAGAAGCAAAUCCUCUGGAAGCUUUGCCGCUCGGUGACACCAGAGAUACGUUCUGCUACAGUAGGAUGUUUGUCAGUGCGUCCAUCAAUACGGAGGAAGCAGACACUGAUCGUGUCGUCUUGCCUUGCGUUCUCACCAUGAUCAGAGGCAAAUCCGAGUUCCAAACCUCGGUCGUCAUAUCGAGUCAAGCAGACUUGGUGAAUCUCUCAAUCAGGCCUGGAGAUGGAGGGUAUGGUAAGGGACCGACUUGGCACGAUGUUAGCUGGAAGUCCAAGGAGCAUGGUCUCUACAUCCGUCUCCCCAGAGGCUUCACUCUCAACCUCGCGUUCCAAGAGCCAGACUUUCGGUCAUUGUGGAGCAUGGUCGACUACACCAACAAAAUCUACAGCAGCAUGAAGCCAGAAGGCGACGAGCGAAUGAUAUUCCAGGCGCAUCUGAGUGAAAUCGCACACACUGAUUCUACCAAUCCUAGCGCAUUCUCCAAGGACAAGGUUCGGUCGUGCACGGCAUUUGUGUACGAGAAGAGGCUUCAUGUUCGUACUGGGCUUGGUGAGACCAAUCUGCAUCGUGGAUAUCGACUGCUGUUGAUGGCGAAUCCUGUCAACAAGUCUUUGACCAUGGCUGGUAUUCCUUUGUGCAGGAUAACGCCUUUGCUCUUCGAAAUGUCAGCAGACACCGAGCCUCCGAUCUUGCAAGUGCACACGCAAGAUUCGGUGCGGCAGUGUAGGACUACUCUAACCUUCAAAAGUGGUCGCGAACGCCAGGACUUUUAUGAGGUGCUGCAGGGUAUUGCUACUGACCAGAAUGAGCAAGUUGUGGCCAGAGUGGGACUCAGAAGCAUGGUUGCCGAGACGUCGACUGGACAAGAUACGAUUGCGGGUGCUCUCCAGGGACUCAGCUGGCAAGACGUUCGAGUCAUGACGGAUGCUAAUGCAGCAAUUGGACAAGAUCAGGGCGACAUGACAAUGUCGGAGCACUUCCGAUUAAUUGCGACGCAUGACAGCGGUGCAGUGACAGACCGUCCUGGCGAGCUCUUGUUGCGUCUCCCAGCUUCCAGUACACCCAGUAUGACGCUUUUGCGCGCACCGCAAGAAGAUCUGACUGCUUCGCUCGAUAUUGGCAGAGCCCAGCAUGGCCGUGAGGGGUUGAAAAGACUGGUGCAAACAGCAGCAACGUCGCCAACCACUCGCACCUUGACAUUCUCGUCCAUGGCGGAUCUGCACACCUUCCAGAAGGCGCUCACAAGAUAUUCGGUCAAGUUCGACGGGUCGGCUACCUUGUUCGCCAUCUCAAGACGACGAAUGGUUGUGCCCAUCUACAAGAAAUGGGAAGCGACCAAGGUCCGAAUUCAGAUCUUGACACUCGGGAAUGUGACCAAGAUUGCAGCCUUUUUCGAAGACUUCAGCCACGCCGAUGCCAUGGUCUUCCAGAUCAAAGCAGCGGACACUUUCGAGAAGGCAAAAGGAGACAAACCAGCCAAAUACUGUGUCAAGUUUGUGGAUGCCAAGUUCAGUCUACCAAAGAAGGAGAAGGAUGUGGAAGGAAGUGAAGAUGAACCGCCAUCGGAUUCAAAGAUUUGGGGCAAGGGCGUGCGUCGCAAGUAUAUCAACCUUGAAGGGUUGGAGUAUGCAGGAGAGCAUGAUGAUAUUACCAUUGGAUUUGAAACGGAAGAAGAACUGCANGAGCGCGAUCGCUUCUCGGAAGGGCUGCCGGCAGCAACGACCAACAAGGUGUUCCAAUUGAGGAGGAAGAUU